Molecule: messenger RNA, 769 nt
Organism: Panicum hallii
Lineage: Eukaryota; Viridiplantae; Streptophyta; Magnoliopsida; Poales; Poaceae
Exons: 1
Coding region: 356-625 (89 amino acids)
Source: RefSeq, a predicted model, not a curated record
GUCGUGCCGAGUCAGGGCCGCCUCACCCAGGUUGCUUGCCGUGCGCCAGUCGCGCGGAGGGCUCGGACCGCGUCCGGGAACUUUCCCUGCCGCGCGCGCCACGGCUCCCCACCCCAGUCCAGUCCACCGCCUCCUCCCCCUCCCUUUCCUCUCCCCUUCUCCGACGCGGGCACGGCGCCUAUAUAAACCCGGCCGCCGGGCGGAGCAGCAAGCACACAACCAAACUGAACACCUGCAAGAGCACAGAGAGAGAGAGAGAGAGAGGUCAAGGAGGGAGUCAGAAUUCUCGAGAAGCAAAGGGGCUCGGUCGACGUCUGCGAGAGCUGGUUCGAGUUACCGCUAGCUGCCUGCGACCAUGGACAAGAUCCUGGCCUUCUCGAUCCUGAGCUCCUCCCCGGCCGACAUCUCCGCGAGCGGGUUCUCCACCCAGCUGUCGUGGAGGACCCCCUCCGCCGGGAGCCAGAAGCAGCAGCAGCUGCAGCGGCAGGCGGAGCAGGCGCCGAAGCAGCAGGAGGGGAAGGCCGCGGAGCAGCGGGGCCCGCGGCCGGCGGCGGCGGAGAGGAAGGCGCGGUUCGCGCCGGAGUUCGACGGGAUCAACUGCUUCGAGUCCAUAGUCUCCUCCUGAUCCCGGGGGGCUCCGCGGUUUUCCCUUCCUGGUUCAAUUUUUCUUGGUUGCUGCUGGGUGAAGCGACGAGUGAGUAAUCUGUACAGAGCUGUGUACACCACGCAAGUGAAUGGAUGACCAUACGUUCGUUUGAUUCGUUACAAA